AGACACAUAAAGAGCGAUUUCUACCAUUAUAUACCGUUCAUGGCUGGGAGAAUAUAAUUGGUAUCACUCAUGAAUCUCGUCCUCGCCUUUCUCGAUUGCGAACGAGCGGCUGAUCGCCGAUAGCUGAUAGCGAUAGUUAUUUGCCAGGGGAACCACCAGAUGAGUAGAUAAGUAAAAGCACUCCCGAACCAACGGGUAGAGCAGCGUGCCGUAUCUGCCGAGAAAAACGUUUCGUAUCGAUCUACGCUCUCGUCGAGCGUCAUCAGAGCUUGUGCGAAUGCUAUUGCAUCGUCAUCAACAUUAAAGUCUAAAAGUGACGGAGAGAAAAACCAACGAGACUGCGAGGUUUACGUAAUCGUGAUGCGUGGCUCGAUGUGUAUCUUGGCAUACACAUAUUUCAUAGAGUACCGUCGGAAACCCGUUUCUUUCCGUGUGUAUGUGCGCCCGUGCGUGCGAAAGAACCAUGUACACGAAAGAGAGCAACUUGUCGGGAAACAGCGCCGGAGCCGCACCGGAGCAGGAGAGCCACGUAUUUUGGAUCUUGAUGGACUGUUUCCUGUUCGUUGCGAUCGUAUUGGGAAACGUCCUCACGAUACUGGCCAUCGCGUGGGCUCGCAGGCUCCGAAACGUCGUCUCGAAUUACUUUAUCUUAAACCUAGCGGUGUCGGAUCUUAUGGUGGGCGUGACGCUUCCAUAUCACUUGGCGUUUUACGUGGACGGCACGUUACAUCGCAACAAGUCGGUAUGCAUCUCGCGCUUCGUCAUGUUCAGCCUGGCGUGCGGCGGGAGCAUAUACAAUCUCAUAGUGAUCGCCAUAGACCGAUACGUCGCGAUCGUGCAUCCGUUGAGCUAUAACGCGUACGCGACCAAGAGGCGCGUGAUGCUGAUCAUAGUUGUCGCUUGGAUAUGUACCAUGGGCAUGUCAUCGAUGCCGAUUUAUUGGAAUAGCUUCGACACCUCGAAGAUGUGCGAGUUGGAAACGGUAUUACCGAGAUACUACGUAGUGGCUAUACAGAUGCCGGCAUUUUUUCUCAGCUGGAUAGCCAUGUUUUUGCUGUAUUGGAAAAUCUGGCGAGAGGCGCAUAUGCACGCGCGUCGCAUGAAUCUCGGCAUCGUCCCGAACUUGGUUGAAAAGAACGAUCGCAAAAGCGUACAGGUGGUGCUGCUGAUACUGGGUUGCUUUUCGAUCUGCUGGUUCCCUUAUUUCGUCGUUGCUUGCAUGCGAACCUUUGGUUGGAGAAACUCGACGACGACAUGGUACAAAGCCACAUUCGCAUUGGCUAUCGCCAACAGCGGGAUGAAUCCUUUCAUAUACGCGUGGAAAAACACCAACUUUCGCAAGGCCUUUCAAAAGAUUUUACAUUUUAAGUCGCCCAAUGACAAUUUCAAUUCGAGCUUCAAAAUGUACUUGGAAAAACAGCGUGGACUACAAAGCCAGGUAGAUGUACAAGACAAUCACCGCACAAAUGGAAACGACAAUGCGCACGGACAUUCACCUAAUCCCCAAUCUGAACGCACAGAAGAGAGUAGAACGGAGAACACCAAUGUCUAAAUCCUAUUUCAUUGUGUUAGCUAAAAACCAUGUUGAGCUAAAAAGUAUUUAAUAAAGAGAAAAAUUGUAAAUUACUUUGUUCUACGUGUGUAUAUUAUAUAUCGCUCUAGAAACUCAAGAUGUUGAAAUGAAAAAAUUAUAAAAGUAUAGAAUUGCAAUGGCAAGAGA
Vollenhovia emeryi is the source of this 1720-nucleotide messenger RNA. It is a transcript of the gene mAChR-C, whose product is annotated as D(2) dopamine receptor A. Gene Ontology annotation, molecular function: neurotransmitter receptor activity; G protein-coupled serotonin receptor activity. Gene Ontology annotation, cellular component: membrane; dendrite. The transcript has 5 exons. NCBI's taxonomy places the organism in Eukaryota, Metazoa, Arthropoda, Insecta, Hymenoptera, Formicidae. Bases 437 to 1552 code for a protein of 371 amino acids. Gene Ontology annotation, biological process: G protein-coupled receptor signaling pathway, coupled to cyclic nucleotide second messenger; chemical synaptic transmission. The record is from RefSeq and is a predicted model, not a curated record.